AUGAAAGCAGUUAUUAUUUUGGUACUCGUCGGCAUUGUUCUGGGCGCUCCCCAAAUCAAGGUGAGGCCCUAUAGGGAGCCCCAUGCACAUAUCUUUGCUGAGGUACGACCAGCAGGUCAGAAGCCCCAACAGCAAGGUGUCGACUUGGAGGUCAAGGAGCAAAAUCUUGUGGUAGAGACAAAGCCAGCUCAUCAAGCAUCUGCCGAGAGCCACGUCGUUGAAGCGGGGUUCAAGCCAGCUGCCGAGAGCCACGUCGUUGAGGUGGAGAUCAAGCAAGCGGAACAGAAGCCCCAGCACGUAGAGUUGGACAUCAAGCCCGUGCACGAGAGCGCAAGCCACGUGGUGGAGUUGGAGAUCCAACAGGCUGAUGCUCACCAGAAGCCCCAGCACAUCGAGGUGGAGCUGGUUGCAGGACAUAAGGGUGUGCAGAGCCAUCACGAAGUCGAAGUGGAGGUUAGUCCUGAGCAACAGCCCCCCCAUCAGAUUGAGGUGGAGAUCGUCAAGGGCGUUGCUAGCGAGGUGAAGCCGCCGCUGCCCCUCCACUCUGGGCAGCAGCUCAGCCUCAACAUCGGCCAAUAG
Drosophila miranda is the source of this 579-nucleotide messenger RNA. RefSeq lists its product as uncharacterized. NCBI's taxonomy places the organism in Eukaryota, Metazoa, Arthropoda, Insecta, Diptera, Drosophilidae. The transcript has a single exon. The coding region runs from base 1 to 579 and encodes 192 amino acids. The record is from RefSeq and is a predicted model, not a curated record.